ACCCCGCAUUCACUAUAUCCGCUCUCCCCAUACCCCGCAUUCACUAUAUCCAUCUCCCCGGACCCCGCGUUCACUAUAUCCGCUCUCCCCGUACCCCGCAUUCACUAUAUCCGCUCUCCCCGUACCCCGCAUUCACUGUAUCCGCUCUCCCCGGACCCCGCAUUCACUAUAUCCGCUCUCCCCGGACCCCGCAUUCACUAUAUCCGCUCUCCCCGGACCCCGCAUUCACUAUAUCCGCUCUCCCCGGACCCCGCAUUCACUAUAUCCGCUCUCCCCGGACCCCGCAUUCACUAUAUCCGCUCUCCCCGGACCCCGCAUUCACUAUAUCCGCUCUCCCCGGACCCCGCAUUCACUAUAUCCGUUCUCCCCGGACCCCGCAUUCACUAUAUCCGCUCUCCCCGGACCCCGCAUUCACUAUAUCCGCUCUCCCCGGACCCCGCAUUCACUAUAUCCGGUCUCCCUGGACCCCGCAUUCACUAUACCUGGUCUCCCCGGACCCCGCAUUCACUAUAUCUGGUCUCCCCGGACCCCCUGCAUUCACUAUAUCUGCUCUCCCCGGACCCUGCAUUCACUAUAUCCGGUCUCCCCGGACCCUGCAUUCACUAUAUCCGCUCUCCCCGGACCCUGCAUUCACUAUACCUGGUCUCCCCGGACCCCGCAUUCACUAUAUCCGCUCUCCCCGGACCCUGCAUUCACUAUAUC
Molecule: messenger RNA, 702 nt
Organism: Staurois parvus
Lineage: Eukaryota; Metazoa; Chordata; Amphibia; Anura; Ranidae
Source: the annotation of a GenBank genome assembly